GCUGUCAUGUGACCAAAUAUUGCGAUAACAGAGUUCCUGGAAUAACAAAACAAAUGUGACAGCUGAUAUGAGCGAUGUUGUGUUCCCGAAUGUCAGUUGGAUAGAUGAAAUCUUACAUUGCUGUGAAGCUCUUCACAGUGAACGUCAUCUGAAGACUGUGAAGGGAAGGAUAGAAUCGCGGACCAGAAAUGGAGGCUGUAAGACCAAAGAAGACGAAAGGCAGCUCAAGGCAACAGGGCAGGAAGCCGAGGCAGCAGGAGGAGGAGGGAGGGGCCACAGCUCCCCCUGCAGUGUGUGCUGAGGAGCCUCCCGCUCCGACGGCGCCUCCGGACGCUGAGUUUGCAGACGUCCCCCUCAGCCUGCCUUAUGGGGGCUCCGGGGGCGCGGAGGAGGAGCAGGCCCCCCUCACAGAGCCUGCCUCACAGGCAGCCUCAUCCACAGCCCCGCCUCUCCCUCGGGCCUCACAGGCACCCCUAGUUCCCUCCUCACGCUCGCUGUCCCCAUCCACCUUGCCACAGACAUUUCAGUCGUUGUUGGCGUUGUCGCCGGAGUUACCACGGACAGCCGACCAGCCGUCCGAGCUGACGGUUGCCCUGGAGACUCCCGAGGUGAUGAGAGGCUCCCUGGCCCUGGAGAAAGCCCCAGCCCCCAGCGCCCCAGCCCUCUACCCCUCCCUUCCCUCGCUGGAGGAGAGCCCCGGGAUGCAGCUCCGCGAGGAGACCCAGUGGGCCUGCAGGACGAGGGGGCCGGCCGUGCUGGCGUUAGCAGAGCAGGAGUCCUCUCCCCCGAGUCUGCAGCCCAUGGAGCUGUCAGCACCAGAGGUGCCCAGAACCAGACUGUACCCAGAGCUGCCCCAGCUACCCCCCGAGACACAGGCCUUCUCCCUGGAGCAGCUGCGGGCGUGGGAGCCGGCGGGGGGGCUGCGCGCCUGGCUGGAGGGCGCGGAGGCGUGCGCGGGCCUCUUCGGCGCGGCGGCGCGUCAGGAGGGCCACGCCCUGACGGAGCUGCUGCAGAGCUACUGGCGCUGCCGGCGGCAGCUGAGCCAGUCGCACACGCAGCUGCACGCGCUCACCUCCGACUGCAAGAGCACGCAGAGCCGCCUGUGGAGCUUCCGCGACGAACAGCUCACCCUGCAGGGCGUGUGCGUGGACCAGUCCAAGGUGUGCGGCUACCACCGCUUCCAGCAGGCCGACUUCAGCGAGUCCGUCCUGGCGGAGCUCAAGAGGCUGUUUGAGGUGCGUGCCGAGCUGCUCCACCAGAAGGUGGCGCUGCACGCCUACACGGCCCUGCUGUCGCGGCUGCAGGUUGAAUCCUACCUCUACUGCUUGCUGCAAGCAUGCUCCGACUCCCAGGGGCAGCCCUGCUCGCUCCAGCCCCUGAAAGAGGCCAUCAGUGUUCUGUUCAGCUUCACGCGGAGAGUCCUGGACGACGCCCAGUUCCAGACAGACAUCCACAACUGGCUAGAGAGACUGGUGGCAGUGCUUCUCCGGGGGGCACCCGAGGAGCACCUCUUCCUACUCAGCCACAUGCUGUGCUGCCCAGCGGGGGUGGGCAAGUGGGCCGCCCCCUUCCUCCAGAUCCAGGUUUUAGGGAACUCCUCUGGGGUGAAGGACUUCAUGCAGGCCCUGGCCGUCCUCAUGUCCCCUGCCAGGCACCGUGCAGAGUUCCUGAGCCACAUGAAGCCCUGCGAGAGCCAGACCUCUGCCGACUCGGGCCCCGACUCGGGGAACUGGACGCUGGUGGACGAGGGGGGCGAGGAGGAUGAAGACCCGGACAGCGGCUGGUUGUUGCUGUGUGAAGAGGACCUGAUCUCCUUCCUGUCCCAGUUCCCCUUCCAGCAGCUCUACGCACACAUGCUGGGCAUGAGCAGGCAGGGUGUGUAUGAGCCCCGGGCUGUGUCCAGUCAGAAGAUGAUGUGUGUGUUUGCCUCGGCCUCCUCGCUGAUCGAGCUCCUGGCCGUCGGCCUGCGAACCUACAACAGAGCCCGCUACCGGCAGCUGGUCAAACGCAUCGGACACACCAUUCGGAUGACGGUGUGUUACGUCAGUGACCACUGGGCCCAGUACGUCUGCCUGAGCGGCUCUGCCCCGCCCCCACCCCCGCCCACACACACAAACACAAACAAGCACUCUCUGUCCCAGGAGAGGCUGCAGCAGGAGUACGACCACCUCUUCCUGCGGGCCGUUCUGCACGUGCUCAGAAACAAGAGGCUGGGGAUCUGGCUGUUCAUGUCUGAGAUGCCGUAUGGCACGGUGUCCAGCUCCAUGCUGUGGAGGGUGCUCUACGUCAUGCAGUGUGCCGAGACCGCAGGGCUGGACACGCUCUGCUCUGCCCACAACACACACAGCUCUCUGCAGGCUCUCCAAGAUCCAGAACACCAGGAGAGGUUUGAGCGCUGGCUGGGUGAGGUGAACAGCUCUGACGGCAUCUCUCUCCUCACCGCGCUCGCCCACAUGGCCACGCCCACCCAGCACUCGGACCCCGCCUUCAUCACCACCAUCACCCUCCUCAUCUACCAGGUGUCCUAUGUCAGUGUGUCCACCAGAGAGAUCUAUUCCAAGGUGGGCAGAGAGCUGCUGGCUGCCAUAGCGACAGCCCAUCCUUUGAUCAUCUCGGUGCUGCUUGAGAGACUCAGAGAGACCAUCCACUCCGUAGGCAUGGUGGCGCUGUACCUGUGUAAGGAGCUGCCUCUGAGCCUGUGGCGCCCCCUGGAGGAGGAGGUGCGUGUGAUCGGGGUGUGGCUACUGCAGUACCCACUGUCUGCUGUGGAGAACAGGCUGGCCUGUGUCAUCCUGGAGGGGCUGGACUGGGGCUACGCACAGGGAACACACACACAGGAUGGGAGCCUGGCCCAGACCCUGGCCCUGGUGCCCUCCCUCCACAGUGAGGUGGCUCUGCUGGUGUGUGAGGCCUACCAGAAAUACCUGACAGACAAGCCAUACAGUGGCCUCAUCUCUGAGGGCAUCAAACAGGUAUCUUACCUGGCCAGUGUUCUUCGUCUGGGCGUGUCCCCCGAAGCCUCCUUCAGCCAGUGGGCGUGGCAACUGUUGCUAAGACUGAAGCUCCACAGCAACGCUCGAAACCCUCAGGCGGCCUGGUCCGCCCCCGGCUCCGCCUCCCACCCCUCCCCCGAGCUCACGCACGCUCCCAGCAUGCACUCUGUUCUCCGAGCGGUGAAGGGGGGCAUUCCGAUUGGCUGCUACCUGACCAUCGCCAUGACCACCGUUGGACACAGUCUGGAACACUUCUGUUCAGAGGGAGUGUGUCUGCUGAGGAGUCUGAUCCAGUCCAGACACCUGAGGGCUGCUGUUCACCUGCUGGACCACAUCCUGCCCCCCACCUACCCCCUGAGCUUCUACCUGCUCAACAACACCCAGUUUGUGGACUGCGUCCAGCUCUUCCUGCAGUGUGACAGUGUGUGUCCCCAGGGCGUCACCCAGCAGGUCACCCACAGGGUGGCGCCACUCCUCACUGGAGCCACCUACGGGGACAACGUCCGCCUGCUCAACAGCGUCAUCCAGAACCAUGUGGUGGAGAGUUCCAGGCCGGGCCGUGUGGGCGCUGUGGCGGUUCUGGAGUUCUGGGUGGGGCUCCUGACCCAGCAGAACCUGUGGUACCGUGACAGAACGGUUCUGUUCCUCAUGGACCAGAUCUGCCGCUCCGCGUUCUCCCACAACCAGGAGGAGUGUGUGCAGAAAAUACUCUACCAGCAGCACAAGAAUGCCUUGGGUUACCAUGGAGACCGGGGUCUGCUCUCCGCUCUGGUUGGAUGGAUUUCCGGGAACGCCACGCCCUCUUUCGUCGAGGGACAAUCACUGAGCGGAGAGGUGUGGUUUGCGUGGCUGGUGCUGAACAUGGAGGGGCUGUUUGAGGAGGACUCGCAGCUGAGGCGCUGUGUGGAGAACGAGCUGCUGUCAGACACCAGCCUCACCCCGGACCAGGCCCUCAAGAAGGCCCAGCAGCGUCUGAAGCUCCCGGUCGCUCCCUCUCUGCAGAGGAUGCAGGUGUACCGCUGGGCGUGUCAGGCUCUGGCCACGCCCCCUGACCACCCCAUCCUCCCGCUGGUGUGGCAGAAGUUCCUGCAGCUCUACCUGAGACAGCCUGGACCCGAGUAUGGGCUGGAUGCGGCCGGCUGUAUCGGCCGCAGGUUCUUCCAGGCCUCGUCCCAGGCCAGCCUGCUGAAGGAGCUCAGGCAGAGGCUCCAGGAGGUGUCGGACUUCCACCACGCAGCCAGCCAGGCCCUCAGGGUCCCCCCAGCCGCUCACACCCCCUCCCCAGACCCCCCGGGCCAGGGGGAGGACAACCCUGGCGGCUGCCCCCUGCCCCCCUACCUCACCUCCCCCCAGCUGCACACUGAGCUGGUCAGGUUGUUUGGUGUGUUUGCCGUGUGGUUGGAUGACGACACGCUGCAGAGUAAGGAAGUGUACCUGCCGUCUCUGCCCCAGCAGUACGACCCCCACAGACUGGCCAAGGUCAUGCAGCGACACCAGGAGCUGUGGCUGGAGUACGUGGACCAGGAGAGGGUCCAGUACGAUGCAGAGGAGGUGCUGGCUCUCUGGGUCAAGGUCAGGAGUGAACCCCCCACCCUCCAGACCAGCCAACAGGCCCUCACUGACUGCACCAGCCCCAGUACAGCGAGGGAGCGCAUCCUGUGGAACCUCCAGAAGCACCCGGUCCCUCGCGGGGCUCCGGAGCAGCAGCAGCAGAGCCCCCCCGUCCCCGAGGUGCCCCCCUCCUGCCUGAGUCGCCCCAGCGCCGCCCUCAGCCUGCUGCAGCAGGACCUCAGCACCCUGCAGGACCAGGCCCGGUUUGCGGUGUCGCGGGAGGCCCAGCAGGUGGCGCUGGAGGGAGAGCUGCUGGAGAGUCUGCCUCUGCUCUACAAGAACAGACCAGAGCAAGUCAGCAUGGCGCUGGAGUGUCGAGGCAAGGCAGGCCAGCCGUGUCAGGGAGCAGCGCAUAUUACUGUCACGUGUGAGUGCGUGCAGAAGCAGGAGGCGGUGCAGGUCCAGAUCACGUCUCUGCGGAGCGACGUCAAGAAGCUGCAGACGGAGGCCAUGACUCCGCCCCCUCAGAGCCUGGCUCAGGCCGCCGUGCACACGGAGAACUUCAUCACGGCUCUGGUGAACCUGUACAAGGCCCGCCCCUCCCCCGCGGUGCAGAGUGUGGGCGUGGCAGCGUUCUACCAGGUGGUCUCCUUCGUGUGUGAGGACACCCUCCGUCACCCCCCCACACGCCAGUACCUGUCCUCCUGUGUGGAGAUACUGGGACAGGUGUUCAUCCAGGGCACGCAGGCAGAGUGUGCUCGUGUCCUGAGCACCAUCCUGGACCAGAGGCGCCUGUGCCCCCUCAUCUCCCCCUUCUUCACCCCCAACGCCGCGCCCAAUCAGCUUGUCUCCCUCUACCAGGACGUGGUGACGUCACUGCACCCCGACAGUGCUGACGUCAUCUUCAUGCUGCUCACCAAGUUUGACCUGUCCCUGUGGCUGAGCGAGGCCCAGCCGGUGUUUGGCGAGCGGACCCGCCUGCUGGAGCUGCUCCACGGGGCUCUGUGUGUGUGCGGCCGAGAGCCCGACCCAGAGCUGCUCACGCCCUUCCACCUGUUCACCCGCCACUGGACCCUGCUGCUGCGACAUCACUUCCCUGACCACUACAGCGACUGCCUCCGCCUGCUCAUGACCAGUUGCUCAGACCAGUUGCUGAGUCCAGAGUGUUGGAAGGUGACACUGCGUGCUCUGGGCUGUUCCGCCCCCCUCCGCUCUAGCAGCGCCCCCCUGCCCCCCCCGGCCGACCCCCCAGCCCCGCCCAGCAGAGCCCCCAUCAGCCUCUCCCCCCAGCUGGUGGAGGAAACCGUCGAUUGGCUGAGCGACUACUUCCUGCGCAGUCGUCUCAGUAAGGCGGACCUGCGCAGCUUCGGCCUCUACUCUGCCUGGACGCCCUACAUCAGCGAGGUCGCGGCCUUCUGGGGCCAUCUGAUUGGCUGUCUCAUCGACCUGCAGUUCAGCGUUUGCGUCAGGGAGCCAGUAGGGAGCAGCAAAGUCCUCAAAGGCCUUCAGGAGCUGCACAGUAAGAUAGUGAGACUGUUCAAGCCCUGGAUCCUGGCCCUGGACACAGAAGAUCCCAGUCACCCCAGGUGUUAUCCUUGGCUGGAGUCAGACGCCAGUGCAGCAGCCUGUCUGAUGGGGCUGUACUGCCAGCUGAUAGACACACUUCACUUCAAGUUCAGAGAUCGCCUGCUCCCAGGCCAGAGGGGCCCUCUGUGGCUAUGUGCCAUGCAGUACUGCGAGAGCUGCACCUCCCCACGCACCCCAGAGCACCUCCUGUACCAGUACCACGCACACCUCCGCCCCCUGCUCUGGAGACACCUCCACCCCGACACCCACCUCAUGGAGCAGCUCUUCAACGUGGAGAGAGGAAGUCCAAAGAGCUGCUUCCUGUUCCUGGGGGAGGUGCUGUGUGAGGUCAACUGGGUCAGCGUGCUGAGUGACAGCUUGCAGGCCCCGCCCCCCGGGGGUCUGUACCCCCCUGUGGCCCCCCCAGGCCCGCACACACACCCCGACACACACACCAUGCUGGUCUACCUGCUCUACAUGCUGGUCUUCCUCACCAAGGAGGAGCCUCUGCUCAGCCAGCCAGACUCCCCCCUCCUGAAUCUAUUGGUUCAGUCCGCCUCCCUGCCCUGGCACCAGGUGGACCUGUCCUCCUACCAAGGCAUUCUGGGUUAUGUAGGCAGCCACUACCCUCCCUCCCUACUCCUCAGCACCGACUCCGCCUCUCAGCUGCUGCUCCAAUCGCUGCGCAGUGCUGGCGGGCUCCAGCCACGCCCCCAUGGGACUCCACAAAGGGAGGAGACGGAGAAGGCGGGGGUGUGUGUGUGCUGGUGUGUGCAGAGCCUGGUCUCUCUGGAGCAGGGGGGCAGCAUCAGCCUGGGCACCCUGGAGACCCAGCUGGAGCUGCUGCUGGAGAACACCGUGUCCUUCAGCCCUCCAGAGGUGGGUUUGGAGCAGAGGCACAUGGCCUACUGCAACCUCUUCUGUGAUUCGCUGGCUCUGCUGAACCGGGUGGGCGUGUCCACAGGAGAGGCUCUGGCGGCUCGUGUCAUUGGGUGGCUGGAUAGGAAGGGGAGGGGCUUCCCAGUGCUGCCGCUCCUGACGGCCUCCUGCCGUUGCCUGGCAUCCGUGCGUCACAUGACGCGCAUCACGGAAGCCUGCAUCACGGCGUACUUCGCUCAUGCGGAGGAGGAGCCAGUUAGCUGGGGUCCCAUCCUGGCUUCAUUGCAAGUGCCCGAGUUGACGGUGGACGACUUCCUGUCCGAAAGCCAAUCAGGUUGCAGCUUCCUGACCCUCUACGCCUUCAUACUGCAGCGCCUCAACAUGGAGCACACUGUAACCAAUGACAGGAGGACGCUGGGCCUGCUCAACACGUGGACCAAUCAGGUGUCCCCCAGUGGUCCAGGGGACGAGGCCAAGCUGAUGCUGUGGUGGCACAAGAUCCUGACCGUGUCCGUGGAGCUGCUCCGGGUGCAGACAGAGCAGGGCGAGGCGCUGGCCGCCCUGCCCGGCCUCAGCAGGCUCCAGGCCAGGCUAGCCCUGCUGGGGGAGGAGAGGCUCAGCUCCGGCCUGCUGGCUGCCAUCGGACUGGGCCGCAGGUCGCCUCUGUCCAAUAGGUUCAGGGUGGCGGUCCGCAGCCUCGCUGCGUUCCUCUCGGUCCAGAUCCCGUCAGAGAGCCAGCUCCGUCUUCAGCCCGGCGCUGAGCUCCAGCUGUCCCCGAAAGCACAACAGUCCCUGGCCGUGUUGGAGGCCAUGCCCAGCAGUAAGCAGUACUCAGACCUGGAGGACUGUGUGGGGAAGGCCGUCCUGUUCAUUCGCUACCCAGGACACUGUCUGAGUGACGGGGCCAAGCUGCUGUCCCUGCUAGCCAACCUCCUGUACCCGGAACUCCGCUACCUCAACAUCAUACGCUAGCCCCCCCUCCCCGCCGAUGCAGACAGCGCCCUCUAGUGAGCUGGAUGUCCCAGACGGCACUCUGUCCCAGCCCUGCGAAUACACUUACCCAGUCCAGACGAUAUUUCAGUGUGGAAAUGGAUUGUGCCGGAAGGUCUGAACUGGAGAACCAUAAACUGAUUGGGCCAGACUGGACAAACUGUGGGGCCUUUUUUAAGUGAAAGAACCGGAGGAGUGUUGCUAUAAGUACCAAGUGCUGAUGUUUUAACGUGUGAUUGGAAACUAUCAGCUGUGUCAAUCAAACCGCUUGAACCAGAGCGUGGAUCAAAGAAAGACAAUUAUUCUAUGCCUUUCUCUCUCUCUCUCUCUCUCUUUCAAAAUCCAUGCGUGCCAUGUUGCUUUUCUUCUGCAAUGCUGUCGCCUGUUUGAAUGACUUCAGCUGAAUCUCCUCCGCUGUCUGUGUCCAAUAUCAGAAGUAUUUACGAGUGACAUCAUCACUAACUCUGAACUGGGAUCUGCCUCUGAUGUUUGAGUGUGACUGACACGACCAUGUUUGGCAUUGGAACUGACUUUAGGUCAGCUUUGUCGGAAUGGAAGUGAGCAGUUCUAUCAGUUAUUUCCGAGCAUUUAGCGCCAAGAGUUUGAAGACAAAACGAUGUGCCAGUUUAGUCCUGAGUACAACCAGAACCAGAAGUGUGACAGCUACACUGAGGAACUCCAAACAUUCCUAAAAGAAUGUUCCAGUUCUCUUUAGGCUGUCGCCACAGUUCCAGAAAACGAGAGGUUAGUAGAUGUCGUGUUUAAGAGAGCCUACAUGUUCCUGCUGUGUCAGGGCCAAAUCUACAGUUUAGUAGAUCAUCACCACAUAUUACAGACACCUAACACGCUUGCAGACCUUAAUUUAUGAUAUUUUAAACAGCGGUAGAGUGUGUUUGGACUCUAGCACUUUAGCUGUGACACGUCAGCGUGCUAGUCCUCACCAGUAUGAUUUUUCUUACUUGGUUUCCUGACUGUUGGAGCUAUUUCACUGUACAGUUGUGUGGACAUGCCUUACUGCCUGUGUAAUGUGCUUGUGGUACGUUUGUGUGUGUGUCUGUGUGGGCCUGAAUUUGUCAGGUAAGUGUGUCCCUGGACGGGUGUUGCCCACCUGAAGACUCGUACCUGAGUGUAUGUAGGCUACAUUAGCAGUUCAGACCCCACCCCUCCCCUCAUCCUAACCAGUUGGCCUGUACAUAUGACAGACAGAGGAGCUAUUGAACACACAAUGGUGGAUGCAUGUAUAGGAUGGGCUCUGAGAUCAAUCCGUCGAUGAAAUAAACUUUAGCUGAUUACGAUGUGGUACUACUAAA
Hypomesus transpacificus is the source of this 9289-nucleotide messenger RNA. It is a transcript of the gene epg5, whose product is annotated as ectopic P-granules autophagy protein 5 homolog (C. elegans). The transcript has 46 exons. The record is from RefSeq and is a predicted model, not a curated record. Gene Ontology annotation, biological process: autophagosome maturation. NCBI's taxonomy places the organism in Eukaryota, Metazoa, Chordata, Actinopteri, Osmeriformes, Osmeridae. Gene Ontology annotation, cellular component: cytoplasm. Bases 189 to 7961 code for a protein of 2590 amino acids.